Molecule: messenger RNA, 324 nt
Organism: Vanessa atalanta (red admiral)
Lineage: Eukaryota; Metazoa; Arthropoda; Insecta; Lepidoptera; Nymphalidae
Gene: Ccdc56
Product: cytochrome c oxidase assembly factor 3, mitochondrial
Exons: 1
Coding region: 61-324 (87 amino acids)
Biological process (GO): mitochondrial respiratory chain complex IV assembly
Cellular component (GO): mitochondrial inner membrane
Source: RefSeq, a predicted model, not a curated record
UGUGUUUAUUGGUUAGUAUUUGUUGCGAUUGAGGUUAGGAAAACUAUUUUUCUUCUCGUGAUGGGUGACUCCAAUUUAAACUCUAAAGUUAAAACAAGCGGGCAAGAUCCAGUGCUGAAGCAAGCAGAAAUAGACUACAUGAAAAUUAUUGAACAGAAAAAUCGUGAACGUGUCCAAAAGUUGCAACAGAUAUCAAAAAAGAACAGAUAUACUGGAUUAGCCAUUGGUGCCGGUGUAUUCAGUAUAUAUAUGUAUUCUAUCCUUGCUGUUAAGCAGGAAACGUUCCUCGACGACUUUGAAGAACCAGUAAAAGUGCAGCAAUAA